AUGUCUGAAACCUCAGCUAGCAAGGAAGGUCUCCCAGCCGAAUGCCCUGUGUGCUAUGAGAAAUUUCACCUGCUGCAGGCGACAUGCCGAAAGCUCAGCUGUGGGCACACCUUCUGCCAUGACUGCCUGGUAAAGUGUCUGCUCUCCACCAAGCUCGAUGGCCAAGUCCAGAGUAGCAUCAUCUGCCCUGUCUGUCGCUAUGUGACUUUCCUCAGCAAGAAAAAGUCUCUCUGGCCUCUCAAGGUGGGGACAAACCCGUGGACACUAGAAAUGCCUCUAUCACCUUCCUCCCUGUCCCAUCUGACCAAACCGGAACCCACCAACACCUUGGUGGUUCCCAGCCAUUUUGUGAUGCCAGUGCAAAGCUUUGACCAGUGUUGCAGCUCCGGAAGCGCCCCUCUGGACUCUCGAGGGGUCCCAGGAGAGCUGGCGCAGGAAGCCCAGAUCUUUGUGAUCAGCAACCAUGGGAUGCCACUGGUAGAUGAGGACUGGGGCUCAGUGGGGAGGAGUAGCAGAGCGGAAACACUGAGCUCAGUAUCGUCCAGCCCUGCACUGGGAGUGAAAUGCUGCCAGUCACCCAUUGCCCUGGCUGUCCUGCUGAUCUUGACUGUGGCAAUGCUUGCGGCUGUGCUCCCUUGGCUGCUGCUGGUGAAGAGGGACUCAUAA
Molecule: messenger RNA, 666 nt
Organism: Struthio camelus australis
Lineage: Eukaryota; Metazoa; Chordata; Aves; Struthioniformes; Struthionidae
Source: RefSeq, a predicted model, not a curated record